UCGGGCGGGGCGGCGGCGCGGCGCGGAGGGCGGCCAGGGCGGUGCUCGCGGCGCUUCUGCGGAGGCAGGCGGUGUUCCUCUUCGCGCCGCUGCUCUACGUCGCCGCGAUGCUGCUGUACAUGGGCUCUCUCCCGCUCGACGCCGUGCCGCGGAUCAUCGCGCGCCAGCCGCCCGGGUCGGUGUACCGCAGCCCGCAGCUGUACGCGCGUCUCCGCGCCGACAUGGACGCCGACAACUCCACCGACGCGCUAGCAACUGUAUGGAGGCACACUUACAAAGGUGGCACAUGGCAGCCCUGCAUAAACAAUGGGACAAAUAGUUUACCUGAAUCAAAUGGUUACAUAUAUGUUGAGGCAAAUGGUGGUUUAAAUCAACAAAGGACAUCGAUAUGCAACGCAGUCGCGAUUGCUGGUUUUCUGAAUGCUACACUUGUCAUCCCAAAUUUCCAUUUCCAUAGCAUCUGGAGGGAUCCUAGCAAAUUCAGUGAUAUCUAUGAUAAAGACCACUUUGUACAACGUCUACAAAAUGAUGUUCGAGUAGUUGACAAGAUUCCUGACUUUAUAAUGGAGCGGUUUGGUCACAAUCUCAGCAAUGUUUUCAAUUUCAAGAUAAAGGCUUGGGCACGUAUUCAGUAUUACAAAGAUGUUGUUCUUCCUAAAUUAAUUGAAGAAAGAUUCAUCAGGAUUUCUCCUUUUGCCAAUCGACUCUCAUUUGAUGCACCUCCUGCUGUUCAACGGCUGAGAUGCUUGGCAAAUUUUGAAGCCUUAAAAUUCUCUAAGCCAAUUGUGUCUUUGUCUGAAACCUUAGUUUCUAGAAUGAGAGAGAGAAGUGUUGAAAGCGAUGGAAAAUAUAUUUCAGUGCAUCUUCGUUUUGAGGAGGAUAUGGUUGCUUUCUCAUGUUGUGUUUAUGAUGGUGGUGAUGAGGAGAAGAAGGAAAUGGAUGCAGCCAGAGAAAUAGGUUGGAGGGGGAAGUUUACUAAGAGAGGACGGGUAAUAAGGCCUGGAGUGAUCAGAAUGAAUGGAAAAUGUCCUCUAACACCUUUGGAGGUUGGGUUAAUGCUUCGUGGAAUGGGUUUCAGCAAUAAGACUGCAAUCUUUUUGGCAUCUGGAAAGAUUUACAAAGCAGAGAAGAACAUGGCUCCUCUUCUUGAAAUGUUUCCUCUCCUACAGACAAAAGAGACUCUGGCAUCAGAAGAGGAACUUGCUCCAUUCAAGAAUUUCUCCUCAAGGAUGGCUGCUAUUGACUAUAGUGUUUGUGCCCAAAGUGAAGUUUUUGUGACCACACAAGGUGGAAAUUUUCCACAUUUCCUUGUGGGUCACAGGAGAUACUUGAAUGGUGGACAUUCAAAAACAAUUAAACCAGACAAAAGAAGGCUUGCCGUACUCUUUGAUAACCAACGAAUUGGGUGGAAGUCAUUGAAACGGCACUUGCUUAAUAUGAGAGCACACAGUGAUACUAAAGGGAUUGAAAUGAAAAGACCAAAUGAAUCUAUAUAUACCUUCCCAUGUCCUGACUGCAUGUGCCGCCUGAACAGAACAGAACACUCAAAACCCAAAUACAGUAGAUAGUUAGUACCUCAUAAUCGCAAUUCCAUAGGCUGACCCUAUUAUUUCCGGCAUUCAGUCUAAUUUUACCAUUCUUCAUGUGCUGUGCGGCCCUUCAUUACUUCAUCUGCAAGGCAUUCUUGCCACAGCAUUGGACAGAAGUUUGUUCUCCCGGUGGUCGUUUUUCCUUAUAUAGCAUGUGCCAACGUGGAUACCCCAAGAUUCUGUGGAGUAGUAGAUCAACCAUGAUGCUAACAAUACAUCGACUGACUAUAAACCUCAACAGCAGAUCUAACACCAGUAGGCUACUAUCCAUUGUCAAUGAAGUAUCAUACGGUUUAGGGUAGUGUU
Setaria italica (foxtail millet) is the source of this 1895-nucleotide messenger RNA. RefSeq lists its product as uncharacterized. The record is from RefSeq and is a predicted model, not a curated record. The transcript has 10 exons. NCBI's taxonomy places the organism in Eukaryota, Viridiplantae, Streptophyta, Magnoliopsida, Poales, Poaceae. The coding region runs from base 108 to 1568 and encodes 486 amino acids.